Messenger RNA from Rhea pennata, 6983 nucleotides. It is a transcript of the gene CD58, whose product is annotated as CD58 molecule. The coding region runs from base 19 to 1251 and encodes 410 amino acids. The record is from RefSeq and is a predicted model, not a curated record. The transcript has 13 exons. NCBI's taxonomy places the organism in Eukaryota, Metazoa, Chordata, Aves, Rheiformes, Rheidae.
CUGCUGGGACAAGCAACGAUGCGGCUGCGAGCCUCGCUCGUGCUGGGGGAGCUGCUGCUGCUGGGCUGCCCGCUAGUAUACAUCCACUGUGAAGAGGUGUUUGGCAUCUUGGGAGAAAAUUUUACUUUUCCAGUAAAAAUAGACAAAAAGCUAAUGGAAAUUACUUGGAAGAAAAAUAAAGAUAAAGUUGCUGAAUGGGAAGAACAAAGCCAAACAGUGUUUUUUAAUUCUCUCCGGAAUAGAGGAUCACUUAACAAUGAGACCGGCGGCUUGACCAUAUUUAAUUUAGAGAAGAAUGAUACUGCCUCAUAUGCGCUAGAGUAUUUAUCUUCUGAUGAAAGAACUUCUGUCUUAACCUUUAUACUUACUGUGUUAGAUCCCCCUUCUGAACCUACAAUAAUUUGCAACAUCAGUGGUGAUGACCUUAUAUUAAAAUGUGCAGCAGAUUUCAAGAAACCUCUGAAAUAUAGUUGGAAGUUCAGUAGCAUAACAGAGUAUAAGCAGCACCAAGAUGUUGUCACCCUUAAAAGUAACGUUGAUGCUUCAGAGAAAACGACAUGUUUCAUUAAAAUCUCUCAAACAGAAAAGAACUCCGAAUUUUCUUUGAAUGAAUGCUUUCCAGGGGACAGAUAUUACAAAAGGAGGAGAGCUGGUCUUAUUGUGGCUUUUGUCUUGUUACUUGCAGUUGUGAUAAUACCACUAUUGUACAAAAAAGUUAGACGUCAAUCUAAAAUAGGACGACAUAAACACAGUCUUCAGAAGCAUAGUUCAGGAGAAGAGGAGCCAAUUGUAAACGUAGACAGCCAAGUACAGUCCAGCUCAGAUGUCCGUAGCGCGUGGGAGAGCGGCCCGAGUGCCACGCAGGCAGCCGAGCGUGGCGUGAAUGGGAGCGGUGCCUCCCAGAUUGCAGAAGACGACAGGGGGCAGCAUCUGGGCGGCUCUCCCAGCCGCAGUGAAGAAGAUGUCCGUAGCGCGUGGGAGAGCGGCCCGAGUGCCACGCAGGCAGCCGAGCGUGGCGUGAAUGGGAGCGGUGCCUCCCAGAUUGCAGAAGACGACAGGGGGCAGCAUCUGGGCGGCUCUCCCAGCCGCAGUGAAGAAGAUGUCCGUAGCGCGUGGGAGAGCGGCCCGAGUGCCACGCAGGCAGCCGAGCGUGGCGUGAAUGGGAGCGGUGCCUCCCAGAUUGCAGAAGACGACAGGGGGCAGCAUCUGGGCGGCUCUCCCAGCCGCAGUGAAGAAGAUCUUAAAUCAUAAACAGAUAAUUGCCUUGUGGACCAAAGAGCGUUUUGACCUGAUGGAAGAGAAGUGGUCGAAUUCAGUGGUGAAGGAGCUGCUAUCUUUUGUCCUGGAGGUUUUCCAUCAUCCGUAAAGAAGUGUUUUGAAGGCCAGUUGAGCUGCUUCCCGUGCCUGUUUUUCUUUUCUCAGAAUGGACAGCCUCCAUUUUUGGUGUAACUUCGUGAUGACAAACAGGCUGAAUCAUGGAAAAAACUCGUAUUGUUUUGUAUCAGUUUUUAACAAACAGUGCUCUACUAAUACAAAAUAAAAGAGCCAAGGCCACCUUUUUUUAUAACUGAUAUUUAUAAAUUAACAAAGUCAUAUCCAUACACAUGAUAAAUCUGAAACUAAUCAGCUUUCUAUGCAACUUCAGAUCAAUGCUUUUUACAGGAGAAGAAAGAUGGUUCAUUCUUCAGCAUUUCCAGACGGAUGGACGUUUGUAUGUACUAGUUUCAGUUCUCCAGCAGUAACUCAAUGCUUCAGACACAUAUUCUCCAAGAUGGCUAUCUCCUGGAGUCAGCAGAAGGCUGGCAAAUUGUGAUCUUCUAAUGAUGGUUGACUUUGUGAGAUAAAGCUACAGUUCAGGUUUUUUUUUGCAUUGGAACAAAAGCUGCUGCUGUUAGCAGCAUUUUGGGUUUUUUUUCCUUGAACUUUUUUUUGCACUCUUAUGUUUUUUGGUGGGAUUAUUUUUUAUAUCUUCACUUCUGUUUCACAUUAUUCUAAGAGAAUGUCAACCUACCCAUUUUAAAAGAAUAAUAAUAUGUUUUUAUAUUGCUUGCAACUCGAGAGAAAAGUUGAAAGCCGAGCUUGUGUAUAUUUAAGGCUCAGAAAGAAGCAAAGAGAAAAGAAUACUAUGUAUUAAUGUUUUCAGAACAUCAAGAUAUGGUGCAUGAUUUGUGACUUCUGCAUGGUGGUUGUUUCUGAAGCUGAAAACAAUUUCAGUUCACGUUGAAGUUGUAUUUGUAAAGAAUCAUGAACCUUUAUCAGAGAUCAGGAACUCCCCCUUUUUCUUCACUACUGGACUGAGAAUUGCUUGCAAGGCAGGAAUCAAAUCCUGCUCUGUGUAGUAGUGAGGAAUGUCCACACUCUUAGUACAAAGUAAUUGUUCAGGGAUUCAAUCUGUAAAUGGCUAGGAGUGGAAAGGGAUUUUAGAAUGGUGCUAAGUUCUGCUAUGCUACCUUGUCUGUUGGAAAUCUUCAAGUGAAUUAUUAGUCAAUUAGUCAGUUAUUCAAAUCUCUUAGCCAAUUCCGAUGCAGGUAAGGUCUGCUUUUAGUACCUAUGAUUAUAUUUAAGGAAUUGGUCCUGAAUGGCUUGAUGUUAAGGCCUCAUAUUUAUGAAUAAGGCAGUGAGAAGACCAGAAGCGGAGAGGGAACCUGUAGCAGGUUUAGAAAUCAUAAGAAAAUUCAGGUUGGAAUGGACCUCAGGAGGUCAUGUAAUCCAAAUCCCUGUUCAAAGCAGGGUCAACACUGAAAUGAAAUCAGGUUAUUCAACUUUAUCUAGGCUUGAAAAGUUCCAAGGAUGCAGAUUGCACAGCUUCUCUGAGCAACCUAUUUCACUGCUUGUCCUCAUGUUGAAAAAGCUUUUCCUUAUAUUCUUAUAUGUGAAUGUCUCUUGUUUCAACUUUAGCCUGCUUUCUCUUGUCGUUACACCAUGCAUCACAGUGAAGAGCCUGGCUCCAUCAUCUUGAUGAUUGCCUCACAGGUACUGGAAGCUGCUGUUACAUCCUCCAAAGCCAUCUCUUCUCCAGGCUUGAACAAGCCCAGUGCCCUUAGCGUCAUCAGAGGGCAAAUGCUCCAGCACCUGACCAUCUUGGCAGCUCUCCUCUGAACUUGUGCCAGUUUAUGAAUUCCUUUCUUGUUGAAGGGACCCAAAACUGGAUGCAGUAUUCUAAAUAUGGUCCAACAAGUGCUGAGUAGAGGGGGAUAAUCACUUCCCUCAAUCUACUGGCUAAGCUCUUUUUAAUACAACCCAGGGUGCUAUUGGCCUUUGUUGCCAGGGCCCACUGCUGGUUCAUGUUCAGCUUGUUGCCUACCAAGACCUCCCAGACCUUUUCAGCAGUGCUGCCCCCAGCCUGUAUCAUUGCAAGAAGUUCCUCCUUCCCAUUUGUCCUUGAUGAAUUUUAACCAGACUAGGUCUCGCUGAAUGCCAGCCCUUUAGCUUACUGACUUAUUCCCCCCAAUUUGGUAAUAUCUGCAGACUUGACAAGAGUGUAUUCUCUUGUCUCCUCCAGGUCAUUGAUGCAGAUAUUAAACAGGACAGGACCCAGAAUAGACCCCUGUUGUACUCCACUUGUCUUCUCCAUCCAGGGAGAGCAUGACUCAUUAGCAACUACCAACUGACCCAAGUCAUCCAACAAGUUCUUUACCUACCUAUUUGUUCACCCAUCCAAACCAUAACAUCCUAACUUGGUUAAAAAAUAUUGUGGGAGACAGUGUCAAAGGCUUUGCCAAAGUCAAGCUAUAAGACAUCAUCUGCUCUCCUCUCAUCCAGAAAUCUAGUCAUUUCAUCAUCAUAGAAGGCAGUCAGGUUGAUUAGGCAUGAUUUAGCCUUGGUAAAUACAUGAUGACUGUUUCCAACCACCUUCUCCUUCAUAAGUCCAGAAAUACAGUGCACGAGAACUUACUCCAUGAUUUUCACAGGAAUCAAAGCAAGGUUGCAGAUUCCUGGGUUGACCUUCUGGCCUUUUUUUUUUUUUUUUUUUUUUUGAAGAUGAGUACAACAUUUCACUUUCUUCAUUUUGUCACGGACCUUUCCAAAUCUCCAUGACCUUUCAAAGAUGAUAGCACCUUUGCCAUGGUAUCAGCCAGGUCUCACAGUAUCCUUGGAUACGUCUGAUCAGGUCCCAUGAACUGGUAUGGAUCAAGUUUUCUCAAGUUAUCCCUAACAGCUAGUAGUCUUCCCUGAACCCUUUAAAUAAGCAGAGAAGCCUGUGAGACCUUUCAAAUAAAUACUGAGGCAAGGAAGGCAUUGAGUUAUUAAGCCUUUUAUCUGUUUUAUCUGUGUCUAUUAUCACUAAAUCACGUACCCCAUUCAGGAAAGGGUCUGUAUUUUCCUCCUUUGUUCUUUCACAGUUAAUGUAGCAGCAGAAACUGCUUUUGUUGCCCUUGUCCCAUGACAAUUUCAGCCUUUAUUGAGCCCUGGAUUUCCUGGCACCAUCUCUACCUGUGCAGGCAGUGUUUCUAAAUUCCUCCAUUAUAGCCUGUUCUUGCUUCCACCUCUGACAAAACUCCUUUUUACACCGGAGCUCUGUUGGGAGUUCCCUGCUUAGCCAAGCUGAUCUCCUGAUACGUCUGCUUGUUUUCCUGAGUAUUGGAUCGGUCUGUUCUCAUGCUUGGAGGACAUCAUCCUUAAAGGCAUGCCAGCUCUCUUGAGCAAGUUUGCCCUUCAGAGCUGCCUCCCAUGAGGUCCCAUCUACUAAUUUCCUGAAAUAAUUUUCAGUAAGCUGAAAUUUGCUUUCCUGAAAUGUAGGAUCUGUACUGCUUUACCUUUACCUUACACCCCUCACCUCACCAUCCUCUUGAACUCCACUAUUUCAUGAUCACCACUGCCAAUGCAUAUGUUCAUUACCACAACCUAACCAGUUCUUCCUUGAUAGUUAACAGCAGAUACCACUGUGCAUCAGCCCCUUCUUGGCCCACCUAGUAUCUAGAUGAAAAAGAUGUCCCUUAAGCCCUCCAGAAGUCAUUUUGUCUGCUUGCAUCCUGCCUCUUGCCUUCCUAGCAUGUCAGUGAAGUUAAAAUUCCCCCACUAAGUGCCAGGGUGUGAUGAUCCAGAGACUUCUCAUGUUGUUAAACGAGUCUUUAUCCACCUCCUUACCCUGAUCAGGUGGUCUGUAACACACUCCCACCACUGUGUUACCCUUACUGGCCUCUCUAAUCCUGAUCCAGAAGCUUUCAACCAAUCCGUCACCCGUUCCAUAGGAGAGCUCUAUACAGUCAAGCCACUCUUUUACAGAAGGGCCAGCCACUCUCCAUGUGUUCCUUGUCUGACUUUCCUGAAGAGCUUAUACCCAUCCAUCACAGCAUUGCAGUCAUUUGAGCUGCCUCAUCAUGUCUCAGUUAUUCCAAUAAUGUCAUAAUUCUGUGAGCCCAUGGAGAGCUGGAAUUUUUCCUACUUGCUUACUAGACUACAUGUAUUUCUUUACAUACACUUGCGAUGGGUCUUCUUUUGCCCUAUUUUAUCACACCUGAGUUCUCCUUUGUUCCUGUCAGCCUGCACCAUUUGCUUUGGACCCCUGACCUCUGUUACCUCACUUAAUUGGGCCGUAGAAUCAUAGAAUUGGUAAGGUUGGAAGAUCAUCUAGUCCAACCCGCAAACGAGUGGCCUGUAUGGGGACUGAACCCACAACCUUGGCAUUAUUAGCACCACGCUCUAACCAACUGAGCUAAACCUAACUAUCCCUAUGAUUUCCCUUUCCCAUCAUUCUUAUUUUAAGGCUUUUCCUACCAAGUUACUCAGUUUUUGACAAAGAUGUGACAUUAGAUAGCUCUGUAGGAUAUUUAAGCUGCUUCUGUGUGCUUUUUGUGGUAGUAAAACCCAACAAAUGCAUAACUAAGAUUAUGAGAAGGAUUGUAGGUAACUUAUGCCCAUGGCCUGUCCUGCUGCUCUCUGUAAAUAUUUGCUCAUAAUUUAUUAAAAGACUCUUGUAAAAAUGGAUAGACAUUGCAGUAUCUUUUUACAGUAUGCAGAUACAUACUCUUUUAAUUAAUCCUGAAGUUCAGUAACUGAUCAUUAAAACAAUGUGCCUUUAACCCUAAACCAUUUUUUGCAAGUCACAUAUAGCUUCUGCCCAAAGCAUUCUUCUCCAUUGCAGCUUCAGCAGGUUUAUCAGGAUCAUGUUGAGAAGUUCUGCUGCAUCCAUCUUGUGCAAUUUAAUACAAAACAGGAUGCAAAAGUCUUGCAUAGAGUAUGGUUUUGAAAAUUCAUUGACACCUGAGGAUAUCUACUUUCUUUCCAAAGCAAAACCCCAUAACCUUCAAAAAGAGUACACUGUAGUGGUUAAUUAGUUAUUAAAGAGAUGAAUUCAGCAUGAUUCAUGGAAUUUGAGGCUUCAGCAGAAGAAGAGAAACUCAUGUUAUGGUAGUCUGGCAUAAGACCAAGAACUAUAGCCUCUCCAGUACUUCACUGCCUUUUUUUCUCCCCACCCCUAACUUUGCACAGCUUCUGGUGUGCAUGUCAGUGGCUUCUACCAAGGCUGCAAAGUAUAGACUUGGCAAUUUUCAAAGCAAGACUAAAGCUUACAAGUUAUUUUUGUUUGCUUUUUAAAAUGGGUAGUUUUUUAAGAGGAAUGUGAAGCCAGACAUUUAGAAGAACAAGCUAGGCUGAUUUGCUGCCAGUUCUGGUGACAGUAUUUACAGUACUAUUCCCCAUGGCUAUCUCUUUGAAUAUCUCCUGCACAACAAUUAAGGAAAAAUAAACAUUCCUUCUGCAAAAAAAAAAUUGUGUCCAGUCUUACUUCUCAGUGAACACAAAAGAAGCAGCUUUCAGUAGCAAAGAGCAGAAGUUCACUUUAGAAGAAAACAGUUACUUCUCUGGUGUGUGACCUGAGUCCAGGAAAUACUGACUCUGUUCCAGGAAGUGUGCCUGCCCUCCAACACCCAAGAGUUCCAGCUGUUGCUAAGACCUGAGUACUACUACUAACAGAAACUGAUGUUGUGUAGGAGCUGCUGAUAAAUGCUUGCUAUAUUCAUAAUACACAUCCCAGUCGAUGC